AUGAUUUCACUAAAGAGCUUUGUUGCUAUAUUUCUUCUGGUGGAGAGUUCAUUGCAGGAUUUUCCAUUUCGAAAUCCUAACCUGUCUUGGAAUACUCGGGUGGAUGAUUUAGUAGGGAGAUUGACUCUAGAUGAAAUCACCUUACAGAUGGCCAAGGGUGGUGCUGGUAUAAAUGGUCCAGCUCCUGCUAUAUCACGAUUGGGUAUUGGACCGUAUCAAUGGAACAGUGAAUGUUUACAUGGGGAAGUGGGGCAAAUGGCCACGGCUUAUCCCCAAUCUAUAGGACUUGCAGCGUCGUGGAGCUAUGACGUAGUCCAUCGAAUGGCAGAGGCCACCUCAGAAGCUGUACGAGCGAACCACAAUAAAGCAGUAAAUAACCAUAACUAUGCUGAUCGAACAGGGUUGAGUUGUUUUUCUCCGGUUUUGAAUAUAAUGAGGGAUCCUAGAUGGGGCAGAAACCAGGAAACCUACGGAGAAGAUCCUUAUCUAAGUGGUAUGUUCGGUAUAGCUUUCGUGAAAGGUUUACAGGGAAACCACUCGCGAUAUAUUAGAGCUAAUGGCGGAUGUAAACACUUUAAUGUUCAUGGAGGCCCAGAAAAUAUUCCUUCAUUUCGGUGGAAUUUUAACUCUAAAGUUUCUAUGAGAGAUUGGAGAACAACCUUCCUGCCAGCGUUUAGAUAUUGUGUAAAGGCAGGGGCUUACAGCUUGAUGUGCAGCUACAAUAGUAUUAACGGUGUACCAGCAUGUGCCAAUAAACAGUUACUUACAGACAUACUACGUAAAGAAUGGGGAUUUCAUGGUUAUGUGGUUAGUGAUAUGGAAGCUGUAGAAAACAUCAAAAACGCAUUUCAUUACCGUUCAAACGACGUUGAUACUGCAGCUGUUGCGUUGGAAGCUGGAUUAAAUCUUGAGUUAGCUGCGCCUGAUUACAAAAAAGAGACGCUUAUGUCAAUUUCCGAAGCUGUUCGUCAAGGACAGUUAGCUGAAAGUGUCGUUCGAGAAAGGGUUAAACCACUCUUCUAUACCAGGAUGAGACAUGGCGAGUUUGAUCCACCGAAUAUGAAUCCAUAUUCAUCCAUCGGCAUGUCCGUUAUUGAAAAUCAAUCGCACAGAAACAUGGCAAUAGAGGCUGCUAUGAAAUCUUUUGUUUUAUUGAAAAAUGAUGGGACUUUACCAUUAAAAACACAGCCUUACAACAAAAUAGCAGUAAGUGCUAUUCCUCUUGACUUCAGUUUUAUAAUUAGAGAUAUACAUUUCGAAAAAUAA
Molecule: messenger RNA, 1266 nt
Organism: Patella vulgata (common limpet)
Lineage: Eukaryota; Metazoa; Mollusca; Gastropoda; Patellidae
Exons: 6
Coding region: 1-1266 (421 amino acids)
Biological process (GO): xylan catabolic process; arabinan catabolic process
Cellular component (GO): plant-type cell wall
Molecular function (GO): alpha-L-arabinofuranosidase activity; xylan 1,4-beta-xylosidase activity
Source: RefSeq, a predicted model, not a curated record